Panicum virgatum (switchgrass) is the source of this 793-nucleotide messenger RNA. RefSeq names its product DNA-directed RNA polymerases II, IV and V subunit 9A-like. Gene Ontology annotation, biological process: transcription initiation at RNA polymerase II promoter; maintenance of transcriptional fidelity during transcription elongation by RNA polymerase II; transcription-coupled nucleotide-excision repair. The transcript is spliced from 4 exons. Gene Ontology annotation, molecular function: DNA-directed RNA polymerase activity; zinc ion binding; nucleic acid binding. Gene Ontology annotation, cellular component: RNA polymerase II, core complex. The record is from RefSeq and is a predicted model, not a curated record. Bases 116 to 460 code for a protein of 114 amino acids. NCBI's taxonomy places the organism in Eukaryota, Viridiplantae, Streptophyta, Magnoliopsida, Poales, Poaceae.
GUGGGUCCAUUUGGUCAGCCUGCCAGCAGUCGCAGAGGGAAAAAGAGCAGAAGGGAGAAGCCGAGGAGGGGACAAACAGUCACGGAGCCGAAGGUGAGGUGAGAGGCAGACCACCAUGAGCGCUCUCAAGUUCUGCAGCGAAUGCAACAACAUGCUGUACCCGCGGGAGGACAAGGAGACGCGCACCCUCCUCUACGCUUGCCAGUUCUGCGAGCACCAGGAGGUUGCUUCCGAUACUUGUGUGUACAAAAGGGUUCUCCGUAAGCCUUUGGGUGAACCCAAGGAUGUCCUAAAGGAUGUAGCAGCUGAUCCUAGUCUGCCUCGCACCAGAAGUGUUAGAUGCUACAACUGCAACCAUCCAGAAGCUGCUUUUUUCCAGGCUCCAACUAAGGGAGAGCAAGCCAUGACGCUGUACUUCAUCUGCUGCAACCCGAGCUGUGGCCACAGGUGGAGGGACUGAGGACCCGGAUCUGGGAAAUCAGUUCCAAAAGGAUCACUAUUCACUCCAGAAAACUUAGUCGUAGACUAGCAGAUCUUGGCAUGAACCUUCACCGGGAUUGGAACGGUGCCGCAGUUAAGAAGACUUGGGUGCAAACCUGCUGGCUGGGUAAAUGUUGUCAACAAGAUCAGGUGCAGUCUCGUGUCUUAAUUUGCGGGUGUUGCACGCUUAUAAGCGAAAGGUGGUCGUGAUCUGAAAAGGAAAACUAUUCCGUGGAUUGCAAUGCACUGUAGUUUGUACUGAGGCCUGAGCCAAGGAGGUCAUGUGUCUUAAUUUUUUUAUGAUUUACUAUAA